Molecule: messenger RNA, 1510 nt
Organism: Dalotia coriaria
Lineage: Eukaryota; Metazoa; Arthropoda; Insecta; Coleoptera; Staphylinidae
Product: hemicentin-2-like
Exons: 6
Coding region: 677-1510 (277 amino acids)
Biological process (GO): synapse organization
Cellular component (GO): neuron projection membrane
Source: RefSeq, a predicted model, not a curated record
GGUGACGCAUGUUCUACCAUCCAUCAUCUGAUCCGUAUCAAAAUAUUGGGGCGCUCACAUUCCGCCUACACUCAAAAGCGCGCGUCGAUUGUCGCAGGAAAACUUUGGCGAACAUAUCAUUUUCAAUUCUGAUAAUAACAGUGCAGUGUGGAUUAAUUAGCAACAAUCAGUGCGUAAACUAGGAUAUUAUAUAAUUCCAUACAUUUUAAACUAGACUCGAAUUACCAUCAGUAAUUACAAUAAAUAAAUAAUUCUUGAAUAAAACACAGUGUUAUACGUCUAAUUAUAAUAAAAAAUUCAAUAAAGUGUGUAAAACUCAAUCAGUUACGAAGAAAUUGCCUGCGACGCGUUAGUAAAUAAUUAAAGGGCUCGUAAUCGAGUUAAAACGCCGACAAAGCGUACAAUGGACGUUUCGGUGGGGAAGUUUUUAAUUGAAUAUUGUUGUUAAUUAAAAUGUAGUGUGAAUAGUGCCGCGUUGGAUUGCAAGUUUUGAUCUACUCUGAUUCAAUGUCGAAUUAUAAACGGCUUGGGCUUAAUGUCCGCCGCCGUCGCUGAGGAGUCGCUGAGAGCUGAGAAUAAUAUGAGAUGGAUAAACCGGAUGAAAUGGAUUUCGUUUGAAGUGCGGUUCUCUUGGGGUCCGACGCUCGCAUCCUCCUGAGUGAAGAACGCCGAAAGCAUGGAUUUGCUACAACAUUCCGCCAAAGCUUCCAAGUGUUUAAUAUUCUUCGCAUUGUUUAUUUUUCUAUCGUCGAUCGUCCUGGGAAACGCAAAUGGUUCAAACACAGAAGAGACCGGACAUAGCCUGAGUAGACGCAGCUACGAUUCGCCACCGCGUCACAAAGGCAAAGAGAAUGCGGCGGCGAAAAUCCCGGCGGCGGGCGGCAAGCCUGCGAACGUGUUCGCCACCGACAACUGCACGGUGGUGGUCGCCCAGAUCGGCGGCACUGCUACUCUGCCAUGCGUCGUAAGGAAAUUCAACACUGGUGUGGUAUCCUGGAUAAGAAAGCACGAUUACCACUUAUUAACAGUUGGAUUGACGACGUACAGCGCCGACGACAGAUUCAUGGUCGAACACGUCAGGCAUUUGCAGAAUUGGGGUCUCCUGAUAAAGCACGUUCAAUUCUCGGACGCCGGUCUUUACGAGUGCCAAGUCUCCACACAUCCCCCGACGAGCAUCUUCCUCGAGCUCAAAGUCACAGAGGCGUCAGCGGAAAUUCUCGGAGCGCCUGAUUUACACCUGAGAGCUGGUUCGUCGCUGCGUUUGGUGUGCACCCUGCGGCAGUCGACGGAACCGCCAUCGUACGUGUUUUGGUAUCAUGAGCAGCGCAUGAUUAAUUACGAUCAGGGCGUGCAGGUGAUUGCCGAUCGCAGCAGCAGCAUUUUACUGCUGCAGGACGCCGACAAAACGCACAACGGCAAUUACACCUGCAGUCCUUCGAAAGCCAUUCCGGCGUCGAUUAAUGUACACGUGCUCAACGCAACCGCAGGUUUUACCACGAGCGCCAUCUAA